Molecule: messenger RNA, 1990 nt
Organism: Aspergillus ochraceoroseus IBT 24754
Lineage: Eukaryota; Fungi; Ascomycota; Eurotiomycetes; Eurotiales; Aspergillaceae
Product: putative proline--tRNA ligase AIM10
Exons: 7
Coding region: 101-1990 (629 amino acids)
Biological process (GO): prolyl-tRNA aminoacylation
Cellular component (GO): cytoplasm; mitochondrion
Molecular function (GO): ATP binding; proline-tRNA ligase activity
Source: RefSeq, a predicted model, not a curated record
CCGUGACGGAAAUUAAAAUUUUAAGGGGUUCAAUUCGCCUCCAUUUAUUUGCUUCUAUUGCAUUUUCCUCUUCUGAGUGUGAUUCAAUCCUCAGGUAUUAAUGAUAUUCGGGUUUCGCCCAACCCCGGGCCGUUGCUUGCGGCCGUCCCAAACAUACACAUGGACUUUACGAGUCCAUCGAAUAUCAAGAUGUAAUUUUCAUACCGAUGGCAGAAGUCGAGUGUCCAACUUUUGGAUCCCGACAGGAGGUAUCUCUAAGAAGCCUGUCCAGGGAGAGAAAGAGGACGUUAAUGAUCUUUUGGUCAGAGGAGGCUUUUACCGACAGGCCUAUUCUGGCAUCUUUCAUAUGCUGCCUUUGGGAUUGCGCGUACAAGACAAGUUAGAGAAGCUUAUUGAUCGGCAUAUGCGAUCAUUAGGCGCAUCCAAAGUUUCACUAUCAUCGAUCUCUUCGCAAGAACUCUGGGAGCAAUCUGGGCGCCUAAAAGAGGGCUCUGAGGUUUUCCGCUUUCUGGAUCGGAAAGAAUCUCGGUUUCUCCUUGCGCCGACUCAUGAGGAAGAAAUUACCACGCUGGUAGGAAGCCUUACCAAAUCUUACCGAGAUCUGCCUGUCCGGGUCUAUCAGAUAUCGAGGAAAUACCGCGACGAACCAAGACCAAGGCAAGGUCUACUCCGCGGGCGGGAGUUUAUCAUGAAAGAUCUAUACACAUUCGACCACAACGUGGAAGAGGCCUUGAAAACGUACGAGUCUGUAAGAGGCGCUUACACUCGGCUUUUCAACGAACUGAAGAUUCCAUAUCUCGUUGCCGUUGCAGAUUCAGGUAACAUGGGUGGGAAUCUAAGCCACGAGUUCCACUUCCCCAGCUCCAAGGGCGAGGACACUGUCAUUAGCUGCUCGAGCUGCGGUAAUGUUUAUAACGAGGAACUUGCUGAUGGCAAGGCUCAUAAUCUCCUAUCUCGUGAGGGGACAGCUACCGUUCCUACGCCUGGUUUCGAGACAGAAGGAGGCUCCGUCCAAAAGAGCGCAGCUAUUUCGACCGGUCUCUGGACGGCAAUCUCAAAAGACAAAAGGACCCUGCUGCGUGGCUGGUAUCCUAAAUUUACCAUGCAUGGCGGUAGUCAGGAGCCAGUGGAACGAGAGGUCAACUCCCACGCCGUCAAGGCUAUCGCCAACGCCGCUGGCAUCGAUCUCGACCUCAGCGUAGAGAACCCAUUAGAGCAAUGGGUUGCGAAUGCAAAGUCCACCAAGGCGUCGUCAAGCGACGGCACUGGUCGGCCUCGGGUGUUGGACUUGUACGACUCCCUCGUGCGAGUUUACAAGAGGCCACCGCUCAGCGACCUUCUCCAGGAGGCUGACUGUAGCGUCGAGGAUCUAGACUAUCUCCGCCUUGACUGCUUCCCAGGAACUGACCACGGGCUGAAUCUUAUUAAAGUUCACGAUGGAGACCAGUGCUCCAAGUGUGAACAAGGCGCUGUGAAAACACACACUGCUGUUGAACUUGGUCAUACAUUCCACCUUGGCACCCGCUACAGCGAAGUCCUCGACGCAUCUGUUAUGGUUGACGGAGCCGCAGGCACUUCAGCCACCGUGCCAAUGCAAAUGGGCUGCCACGGGAUCGGAGUCUCCCGCAUGAUUACUGCGGUCGCCGACAGUCUAGCAGACUCUAAGGGUCUUAACUGGCCGCGAGCGAUCGCUCCCUUCGAAGUGAUUGUGGUUCCUACAAAGGGCCUCGAAGCAGACGCCGAGAAAGUCUACGAUGAACUUAUCACAGGGGCCAACGCCGCGGACGCUAUCCUAGACGAUCGGGAUAAGCAAAUCGGGUGGAAACUGGGCGAUGCCGACCUCAUCGGAUACCCCGUGAUUGUUGUUGUUGGGAAAAGCUGGAAGAAAGAACAAAGUGUGGAGGUGCAAUGUCGGCGCCUAAAUCUACGCGAAAAUGUACCUGUGGAGCAACUUUCCAGCUUUGUCCAGUCAUUGUUGGCGCAGUUGUAG